Messenger RNA from Zootermopsis nevadensis, 2645 nucleotides. RefSeq lists its product as uncharacterized. Lineage: Eukaryota; Metazoa; Arthropoda; Insecta; Blattodea; Termopsidae. The record is from RefSeq and is a predicted model, not a curated record.
AUGUUUGUUUAAUUUAAAUUUGAUUUUCAGGAUGUGCGUUAAGGUAUACACACUUUGCCAUUUUAAUCUGUGCAAACAAACGUUUCAAAUUUACUAAGGGAACAUUUCAUUUCAAGGUCUUCGACGGAAACAUAAUCCUUGUAUAAACUAUCUCAAGCAAGGAUCCACUUAAAAUCGACACUUUCUGUCACUGUUAAGUUACCAAAUCGUGUGUUUACAUAUGGGGUGUCAUGAAGACGGGAGAUAGAGGAAUUAGUUCUCUGUUCGUGAUAAAAUUUCUCUCAGAAGAUAAAAAAGAGAAGGACUACAGUUACACGAAAACCUGCGUGUUGCCAGGUUACCAGAACAGUGAGUGUCUCUCAGGGGCCACAGCCACCACUUCUUCUACUUCGAGGGUCAAGUCGUAACAACCCGACGACGAUGGCACUUGUGCAAGUCUGCCUGGCUCUUCUGAUUAUGGCCUGGUGCUCCACAGUACGAGCAUCACCUCCACACGUUAAUUCGAAAGGAGACGCAGAAAAUUCAACUGCAGCUGAAGUCGAACAUCUGGGCAAUGUGACGGAGAUACAGACGCAUCCUCAGGAGUACGGGGCAGAUGACAGAAACACUAGUUUGAAUGAGACGAAGGGGCCUGACCGUACACUAAUUCCGUUGGAGGACAUUACUACUAGCGUUGAUCAGAAUACGUUAGCCCACAUCUUUAACAUUCAGCUAUCGAUUCCACUUGAUAUAGAUAUCGGUAUUAUCAAUCCUGAUUUCUCACGAAUGAUUCUCAAUGUAGAUUCAAAUAUAGGAUCCAUGGAAAUUGAAGGUGACUACUCACUGCUUACCAAAAACCUUGCCAUGAUUUCGCUUAUUAGCCAAGGACACUUCUACGUCAGUUUACAUAACGUUACAUUAACGGGAAAAAUAGCCCUAGCAUUAACACCCGCUGCUCUCCUACCUUUAGACUCUAAUUUUGUCUACAAGCCGCAAGAAGUAACUGCCCGAGUUAUUCCGAUGACUGAAAUUACUUUACCACAAGACGUGAAUCUAUCAAAGGACAUUGUAGGGGGAGUACUGGCCGAAACCAUCAACAACAAGAUCCGAGAUCAACUCAACUACUAUGUGGAUACGCAGAUAAAUCUAGCUUUAAGUAAGAUAAGUGUUUUUACUGUAGGGCACAAGAAUGUUAAGCCAGUCGCUGAAGAACACUUGACACAAAAUGUGAAGAUCAGUGAUUUGUUCGAUGAAUUGCUGGCAGACGUAAAGGAAGGUAUUCUGGAAAAUCAGGAGGAUGAUAUAGACAUACCCAGUUUCCAUAGGAAUUUCUCCGAAAAAUUAGAAACAAGCAUUGUCAAUGGUACGUUCACGGCGGAGCGAGGCUGGCUUUCAGGGCUCUCGACAAUCAAAAGAUCCUCAAACGUGAGCUUGUCCAAAUCUGGCGAAGAGUUCAUUUUGUCAGCAAUGAUAGAAUUUGACGAUCUACAAAUGGGGUACGACAAAUAUGUCGCAAUGUUUCUCAAAUCGAAAGUAACAGGGGAGUUACACGGUAAUUUCAUGCACAGACAACUGACAAUGAAGGUGGCAAUGGAUCCGAAAGAAGAUGGGACAUGCGUAUCAACACUGAAUGAACUGAGAAACUUCAAGGUCAAUGCUUAUAGGAUUAAGAAAAUUACAAACAUAGGAUCUUUUGACUGGCUACAAACACGAAUAAAUAAUUGGCUGAUAGGGUACUUUCAGACUAAAAUAGUUAAGGAAGUUGAAAAUAUGAUGAGCACUGCUGUACGUAGUUCUUUAAGUCGGUUUGACUGUGGCGAAUAUCUUCCCAGUCUCAAAAUCUUGGCAUAAUUAAAAUAGUGGAUGAGAAAGUCCUCUUAGACCCGUACAGCCUUGUAGUGGAAGAAUUAAGAUAAUGUGAGUAGAUAAUUUUGUUUUAUUGAUGAUGAUAGUGAUCCACUUAGAGUAGACUACACAUGAAACCUCAAAUCGUCUUUGAAAGCCUAAAUAUUUGCUUCUUGUGUGUUGUAACUUUCGUGCCUUAACACGAAAAUAUGUAGCAAUUUAAAGAGGUUGUCAGUCACAAGUAUUUCUGUGAAGGAAGAGAAGAUACAAAAUAUAUUUCUCAUGGUAUCUACAUUUAAUUUGUUUCAUGGGCGGAAAUUAUUUCAAAAUGCUCAUCAAGGUGUACAUUUUCAUUCAUGAAUAGAUAAAUAAUUUAAUAACAAAAUUAUGGUUUCGUAUCUCCUUCACCACAGGUUCUGAAAAUAAGUUAUUGUUGCCCAUUUGUUAAACAAACAAAAUCCCUUGCUGAUUCACUCUCAUUUUGGCUUACCAGUGUCAAAAUGGUUGUUACUACCAACUGCUAAUGGAUCACAAAACGUUUCAGGCAGUGAAAAUAGUCUUUUGAGGCAGAUCGGAAAACUUGUGUGACUUAGUGGACAAACCAAGCGUCUGCUGUACAACCCUGAUUCAACCAAAGCAAGAGACUACAGAAAAUUGGUCCCGCCAUGGGGACCAUUUUUUAUUAUGUUCAUUUGCUUUGAAGAAUCCGAGAUAAAUAUUGACAGAAGUUCUUACAAACAGCCUCUUCUAUAAUGUACUUAUAUUCAAAAUGUUUUACUUAAAAUAAAAAUAAGCUUAAAAUAAAAACAAGCUCAUUUCCA